Messenger RNA from Capsicum annuum, 786 nucleotides. Its product is annotated as ferredoxin C 1, chloroplastic. Gene Ontology annotation, molecular function: electron transfer activity; 2 iron, 2 sulfur cluster binding. NCBI's taxonomy places the organism in Eukaryota, Viridiplantae, Streptophyta, Magnoliopsida, Solanales, Solanaceae. Gene Ontology annotation, biological process: electron transport chain. The record is from RefSeq and is a predicted model, not a curated record. Bases 185 to 637 code for a protein of 150 amino acids. The transcript has a single exon.
AAGACCAGCAAAUGCAGCCCAAAUUUCCACAAACUUAGUAACAACAAAGACAAACAUGACUAGCCCAUAGGCUCAUUUGUAAACCAAAAUUCCACCAACUAAUUCACAAAAGAACCUUAUCAUCUCAUCAACACAUCUUAUCCACACCAACAAAAUCUUUCACACCACAUUUUCCUCACUCACCAUGGCAACAAUUCAAUUUACAACCUCUCCAUCUUCAACUCUCAUUCCAACAAGAAAGCAAGCUACUCUUGCUGCUAUUCAGCUAAACAAUCCCUGGGCAGUCAGGAGAAUCAAAAAUCGUCGAGUAUCUAGCAUUGUCCGGGCUUAUAAAGUAUUAGUAGAUCAUGAAGGUAAAACAACAGAGUUGGAGGUUGAACCUGAUGAGACAAUAUUGUCGAAGGCACUUGACGUUGGCAUGUCUGUACCGUACGACUGUAAGCUAGGAGUGUGCAUGACUUGUCCAGCAAAGCUUCUAAGUGGGAAAGUUGAUCAAAGUGAAGGUAUGCUAAGUGAUGAUGUUGUGGAGAGAGGUUAUGCAUUACUAUGUGCAGCAUAUCCAAGAUCAGAUUGUCACAUUAGAGUUAUACCUGAAGAAGAGCUUUUGUCUCUGCAACUCGCAACUGCCGAUGAUUGAACAUGAAGACGACGAGCCUAUUGUUGUUAUUCCAUUUUUGACUGAUGUAAAACUGAUACAAGAUGUUGUACCUCUUGAGAAAUUCAAUGAAAAAAGCAUGUAAUGUUUGUUGCUAUUUAAAAAAAAAAUCUUAAAAGCCAUUUCAACUA